GGUAACCAAUGGCAUAUGGACGAAUGCAGCGGCAGGUGCCUGAGCAGGAAGGGCAGAAGUGAAAGAAAACAGGAGAAAAGAGGACGACAGAAACUUGAAACACUUAUGAAGGAGUGUGUCAAAUAGAAAAAAAACUAUCCAAGCUGGAGGACGACAACAACACAGAAGCCCCUGAGGCCUACAUGGACGAUGGGGCGUUUACCACCAUCUCUCUGGCAGACGACUCAGCCAACAGUGGAUCUGCAGCCCUGUAUACUAAACAGGAGGACGAUCUCUUCAUCAUGAACUGUGACAUAGAUGGAGACCUGGAGAACCAGGCUGAGAUGGAGGAGAAGACGAGGUUGAUCAAUCAGGUUUUGGAGCUGCAGCACACACUGGAAGACCUGUCUGCUCGAGUCGACGCAGUAAAGGAGGAGAACCUGAAGUUAAAGUCAGAGAACCAGGUUCUGGGUCAGUACAUCGAGAACCUGAUGUCGGCCUCCAGCGUCUUCCAGACCACCGACACCAAGAGCAAGCGCAAGUGAGGCUGUGUCAGACGCGCACGGUGGAUUUCCAGGGACACGGAGAAGGCGGGAGGGAGGGAUUCCUGUAACCAUUUUACCCGAGUCAGAACUAAACUAAUGUAAAUAAUGAAAAUAGUGUUUGUAAAAAGUUUUGUUUACAUUUGAACGCACCAACAUUUGGGACAUUUUCGUUGAGUCUCGACUAAACGUAAUGUUCAAAAUUAAGUUAAACAUUAAAAAAAAUGUUACAAAGAAACUUAUCAGCAUAAAUUUUAUUUAUUUUGUAAAAUAUGUUGUUUGACAGCUGGAUCUGGUACUUCAGUUGGUCUUUUUUCCCCCCUUCGUGUUUCCAACUGUAUUCCUCUGCUUGCAGCUCAUUAGCUGACCAGUGUUAUGCAGAAUGAACAAUUGUAUAACAACAGCAUGUAUAAGGAAUAAGUAUUAACAUAUCUAAUGAACUGUCAUUAAAUUUAGCUCUAAA
Cyprinodon tularosa is the source of this 984-nucleotide messenger RNA. RefSeq names its product short coiled-coil protein a (gene scoca). The transcript has 4 exons. The record is from RefSeq and is a predicted model, not a curated record. Lineage: Eukaryota; Metazoa; Chordata; Actinopteri; Cyprinodontiformes; Cyprinodontidae. Gene Ontology annotation, cellular component: trans-Golgi network. The coding region runs from base 183 to 524 and encodes 113 amino acids.